This is a messenger RNA of Esox lucius (northern pike), 3898 nucleotides long. RefSeq names its product TEK tyrosine kinase, endothelial (gene tek). Gene Ontology annotation, biological process: positive regulation of phosphatidylinositol 3-kinase/protein kinase B signal transduction; positive regulation of kinase activity; cell surface receptor protein tyrosine kinase signaling pathway. Lineage: Eukaryota; Metazoa; Chordata; Actinopteri; Esociformes; Esocidae. Gene Ontology annotation, cellular component: signaling receptor complex; plasma membrane. Bases 149 to 3625 code for a protein of 1158 amino acids. Gene Ontology annotation, molecular function: protein binding; transmembrane receptor protein tyrosine kinase activity; ATP binding. The transcript is spliced from 27 exons. The record is from RefSeq and is a predicted model, not a curated record.
AGGGAGAGUUGGAGAACUUUAGAGAGUUUUCAAAUCCAGACUGUCUGUGAAGAGAUGUGUUUUGAUGAGUCUCUCUGACACCCUCAGGGUUUAGGUCCGUCUCUUUUUAAUAGGAAUCUGAGCUGCUCGGACCAGCCUAACGCUCUGGAUGUACCCCCUGGACACGCCGUCUCUGGAGCCCCUGCCAGCCUACCGCUGGAAUAUCAUGAGCUACCUCUACUCCUCUCUGGCUGUAUGCCUGAUCUACCGGUUCACUCCAGGUGAGGCCCUAGACGUGGGCGACCUGACCUUGGUGAACCCCGACCCCAUGGUGACAUCAUCAGACUCCUCCCUCCACUGUGUCAGCAGUGACUGGACCACCCGGCAGGACGGUUCCCCUUCCAGCAGCACUCUGGUUAUGGGCCGGUCCUACCCUCUGCCCUAUCCUCAGAACCAGGCUGUCAGCCCUGACACAGUCUACCAUCACGCCUCCAAGCUCCAGUGGAAGACGCGCAGUGACAUGUUUGGGGAAUUCUACUGCCGUGCCAGCAAGGGAGACCCAAGCCAGAUAUACACAUAUAAGAUGCUGAAUGAAGCUGCAUUCCUGCCAGAGACCUUGACCAUCACAGUCAGUAUAGGAGAAGACGUCAACAUCUCUUUUACUCGUAGGAAAUGCUUCACAGAGGAUGUAGUCAUCUAUAAGAAUGACAGCUCCUUCAUCCACUCUCUGCCUCAGAAUGAGGUCUCAGACGUCCUGGUGUACCCCAUCAAGGGGGUGACGUUGACCGAUGCCGGCCUCUACACUGUCUACUACAUCGCUAGAGCCAAGUCCACGUCAGCCAUCCUCCGCCUCAUUGUACGAAAGUGUAAGUCUGGACUGUGGGGUCCUGGCUGUGAACAUAGAUGUCCUCAGUGCUCUAACGGAGGGAUCUGUCAUGACGAGACAGGAGAGUGUAUCUGUCCACCUGGCUUCAAGGGGCACAGCUGUGAAACAGUGUGUGGUCAGGGUAGGUUUGGGAGGAGCUGUAAGGUGUGGUGUAGAGAUGGAAAUUGCAGAUCUAUGGUGUUCUGUCAGAGAGACCCUUAUGGCUGUUCCUGUGGAACUGGAUGGAGAGGCUUCAAUUGCAGCGAACCCUGCCCCCCUGGAUACUACGGCGCUGGCUGUAAGCUACGGUGUCAGUGUGACGACACAGGAAGGUGUGACCGCUUCCGUGGCUGCGUGUGUCCAGGAAGACACGGGGCUCGCUGUGAAAGAGAAGACAGGGCGCCUGUUGUGGUCAGCCAACUGACAGACACAGAGUUGAACUCAGGGAUCCACUACCUGGUAAACUGCAGUGCCACUGGUCAGCCAGCUCCUCUACAUGGAGACAUCGUCUUACUAAAACCAGAUAAAACCAAGAUAUACGCAUUUGACACAGACACAGUGAGCAACCAGACCAUCUCUCAGUUUAAGGUGGACAGGAUCACUGAGAGAGACGCAGGCAGGUGGGUCUGCCAGGUGAAUACUACAGCAGGGCAGACAGAGAGGGAAUUCCUGGUCACUGUCAAAGUCCCUCCAAUGCCACUGUACCCCCCCAUGUUGAACGAUAGUGGGCCGUACCACGUCCUCCUGUUGGUCAAAAAUAAACCAUAUACAGGAGAUGGACCGGUGACCUCUAUCAAGGUCAUUUACAAGCAGGUCAACAGAUCCAUGUGGGAGGCGGUUGAAGUGUCUGGCCCUGUAGUGAAGCUAGAGAACCUGUCUCCAAUGACCCAGUACACAGCCUCUGUCCUGCUGAGUCGUGACGGUGCUGGAGGGGUGGGGUUUCCAGGACCAGAGACCAGCUUCUCCACACAGAUGCUUGAUCUCCCACUCCCUUCAGGGGUUAGGCUGGUCCCGGUCUCACAGACCUCUCUGGACCUGUCCUGGGACAGAGUCAUGAGUCCGGAGUCCCCCAAGGAGGACCUGACCUACCAGGUGGAGUGUGUUCAGAGCUCUGACCCAGGAAAUGUGAAGACGUAUCAGCUCCCCUCCAACUCCUCUGGCUUAAGUCUGACAGAGCUGAAGCCCAGACACAGGUAUGAGUGCAGGGUGAGGAUGAUGACACUGUCAGUGGGACAACACAGCCAGACUGUUUUCGCGUGGACAUUCAGCAACGAAUUACCCCCGGAACCGUCCAACAUCCAGAGCUGCAACAUCACGGACACCUCUGCCAUCAUUACUUGGUCACUUGCUGAGGGACACUCCAUCUCAAAGGUGAUGCUGCGUUUUCAAGAGAACACCCUGGCUGACUACAGCCAACUGGCAGAGAUCAACGUUCAACAGCAAGGGGAGUGGCAUGGUCAGGAAGCCAAUCAGAUGCAUUUCCAGCUGCGCGGCCUCAAACCUGACACGCCCUACCUGGUGGAGAUGUGGUCACAGAACAACAUGGGAGAGAGUCUGGGGAAACCUCAGGUUCUGCUCCGGACCACACCAUCUCAGGAGAGUGCCCCUCAGGCUGGGUUUGGCAGUAAGGACAACAUGCUGUUCUUUGCCAUCCUGGGUUCAGCUGGCAUGACCUGCAUCACCAUCCUACUAGCCUUCUGUAUUGUCCUGCAGCUGAAGAGGGCAACCUUCCAGAGACGCAUGGUCCGGGCCUUCCAGAACAUAGUGAGAGAAGAGCCGGUGGUCCAGUUCAGCUCCGGUUCUCUUAACCUGCCGAACAAGAAACACAAGAACCCAGAGCAGCCUGUGUCUUACCCUGCACUGGAGUGGAGCGACAUCAAGUUCCAGGACGUCAUCGGAGAGGGGAACUUCGGCCAGGUGCUCAAAGCUCGCAUUAAGAAAGACGGGCUGAGGAUGGACGCCGCAAUCAAACGAAUGAAAGAGUACGCCUCCAAAGACGACCAUCGGGACUUUGCAGGGGAGCUGGAGGUGCUGUGUAAACUGGGCCACCACCCCAACAUCAUCAACCUGCUGGGAGCCUGCGAACAUCGAGGUUACCUGUACCUGGCCAUAGAGUUUGCCCCUCACGGUAACCUGCUGGACUUCCUCCGGAAGAGCAGAGUGCUGGAGACAGACCCAGCCUUUGCCAUCGCCAACAGUACUGCGUCCACACUCACCUCUCAACAGCUGCUGCACUUCGCGGCCGACGUGGCCCGUGGUAUGGACUACUUGGCCCAGAAACAGUUCAUUCACAGAGAUCUAGCAGCUAGAAACAUCUUGGUGGGAGAGAACUUUGUGGCCAAGAUAGCAGACUUCGGUCUGUCCAGAGGACAGGAGGUGUAUGUGAAGAAGACCAUGGGCCGGUUACCUGUCAGAUGGAUGGCCAUCGAGUCACUGAAUUACAGUGUUUACACCACCAACAGUGAUGUAUGGUCAUAUGGUGUACUACUCUGGGAGAUCGUCAGCCUAGGAGGAACCCCGUACUGUGGGAUGACGUGUGCCGAGCUGUACGAGAAACUCCCUCAGAGCUACCGGCUGGAGAAACCCCUCAACUGUGACGACGAGGUGUAUGACCUAAUGAGACAGUGUUGGAGAGAAAAGCCUUACGAGAGACCGUCGUUCCAGCAGAUACUGGUCUCCCUUAACAGGAUGCUGGAGGAGAGGAAGACUUACGUCAACACCACCCUUUAUGAGAAGUUCACCUACGCUGGCAUCGACUGCUCUGCAGAAGAAGCUGGAUGACCUGGUCCUAUUCCAGAUAAAACUUACAAGGUUUAAGGAAUCCUUCCCAGGGGAUUCAUGGACUCAUUCUGUGGAUAUUGUGUAUUCCAAAGUUGUGCUCACUCUGUACAGUCGACCUUAAAGACUUUCAUCUUGAUGUUGCCGUUGUUCUGUUAAUGUACAGAGAAGUUACAAGACGGUCACAUCAGAUUUACUGUAAAUAUUUCACAUUUUAUAAACCACUACAAAGACAUCUGUACUCCUAAUACUAAUAAAAAUGUGAUGGUAAACUUU